AUGGAAUUGCUAGUAAUGUCCGGCAAUCAAAGUUUAGACAAUACGAGCACUAGUCCAUCUGAUAGCUUAGAAUUUUCUCUACCACAUAUUGCUCGAUUUUGGAUUCUUCUUCCAUCCGAUAUCAUAUCUAUAUUUUGCACACUCAUUGUUUUCAUUCAUGUUCUUAUCAAUCGAAAAGCACGUCGCAGUGUCAAAAAUCAUGUUCUCGUUGCUAUGCUUGUCUUUGAUGUAGGUAUACAAAUAAUUGAUAUACCUCUGUAUCUUAACUUUAUUGUGCAUUCCAUCGUUUUUCCAACAAAGACAGCGACUUGUCUAAUUUGGGUUUUUACCGAUAUUGGCUUGUAUAAUGGAGGAACAAUACUCAUGGCCUGGAUGGCAUUUGAACGACAUAUUAUCGUAUUUCAUGAUCAAUGGAUAUUAACAAGAAAAAGACGCAUCAUUGCACAUUAUAUACCAUUAUCAUUUUUAAUAUUAUAUAUUUUGAUAUUUUAUAUAUAUUCUACUUAUUUUCCUCCUUGCCAAGAUGCUUAUGAUUUUACAUUACCAGUUUGUGGUGCAAGUCUUGGCUAUGGAAAUGGAUUUAUGUGGAUAUGGGAUUCGUUUAUGAACACAUUGAUUCCGUCAUUACUCGAACCUUUUUUCACUUUGAUUUUUCUUUUACGAGUAAUUUGGCAGAAACAUCGUUCGCAUCAACCGAUUCAAUGGCGUAAACAACGAAAAAUGACAAUUCAACUCAUGUCAUUUUCUAGUCUCAAUCUGAUUCUUACUGUUCCGCUCAAUAUUUUAUAUAUAAUUGAUUUCUGUAGUAUACCAAUAUAUGUUGAUGCCAAUUUCAGCCAGUAUCUAUUUUUUUUCGCAUAUUUUGUCCCUUUGACUUUUCCAUUUAUGUGUCUCAUGUCGAUGAUUGACGUAAAGCGAGUAUGUCAAACAAAAAUAGUUUAUUAUCGAAGACUAUUUUCAAGGGUCGCAGCAACAAUAAAACCAGAAGACCAUAGAACAAAUAUGAACACUUAACAUUAAUUGAAACAUUAAGAAAUUCAGUUAUUGUUGUAUGUCUUUGAUGUUGUAGCGAACUUGACAAAUAAAUAUUUAAGCCGACUUUUAUUUCUUUGGCAAUUCGAUACGAUAGACUUUUCAAGUGAUUAAAAAUGUAGUAUAUUUAAUGAACUAUAACUGAAAGUUAAUGAGAAUAUCUAUUACUCUAUUGCGACUCGAAGUCAUUAUAUAAUAUGUAGCUCUUCACAGUUGUGUAACAAUCUAUAGAACUAUUUUCUUCUGUUAAAACCUUGAAGUUCAGAACUGUAAAAAGUACCUAUUCAAAUAGAAUUUUUAUUAUUAUGAAAAGUAAAUGUGUUCCAUAUUCGCUGAUAACUUCAAUUAAAUUCAGAAAAAUGAAUUGUUUACUUCUAGUGAACCGCCAUUAUUGCGUAGACACACCAAUUCUGAUUUUGAAAAUCACUUAGAAAUUUCUCAAAUAUAUUGAGAUCUUACUUUUUCUACAUUGCAAUAACUCUAAUUAUCUGACACUAACAUCUGGUAAUCGCAUGUUUUUUGUAAAAAAUACAAACGUCAUCUAAACAAUUCAAAUUAAAUAACGGCUAAAGGCCUUAUUGAAGACAUGAAGGAACGUUGCUGCAUCACCAACUAUCAACAACUGAACUAAUUCUAUAUGAUCUGUUUAAAAGUUUCAUGCUGUUAAAAAAAUCAUUUCUGCAUACGAAAUCUUGUUGUUGUUUGUGCGAAUUAAAAGACAAGUAUUUUUCUUCGAGAAAAAUUUCAAGAAACAAAGUAAACAAGAAUUGUUGUGAACUUUUCAUUAAAAUAAUAUACGUGAAGCAGAGAUGUCUAUCGCGGUUAAAAAGGGGAAAAAGGACUUUUGAUCACCACAAAAAGAUAGUUUUGACCACCAAACAAUUAAAAAUACAAAUCAUGACCCGUAAAGGAUUGUUUUGAUCACUACAUACUUUUAGAUACAAAUAAUCACCGAAAAAAGAUACUUUUGAUCACCAAAGUUUUUAAAUCGUUGUGAUGUUGCAUCAUUGCUAGUUUGUUUAUCCAGUAUCACUUGCAUUUCAUUAGCUUUCAUAAGUCACGUGUUGAAGCAUUAAGUACACGAAAAAGGAAAGGACGUUCCAAGAAAGUUAGCACAGCUUACGAUAAAAAGAAAUUAAUAAAGUUGUUGAAGUGUUCCUUGUUUGUUAAUUAUUUCAUUUUUUUUUGGAUGUUACAUUUUUUGGGAGAAAUAAAUAUAUUGGAUGAAUGUUGAAAAAUCUGGUGAUCAAAAGUAACUUUUUUGGGUGAUCAUUUGUAUCCAAAAGUGUGUGGUGAUCAAAACAAUCCUUUACGGGUCAUGAUCCGUAUUUUUAAUUGUUUGGUGAUCAAAACUAUCUUUUUGUGGUGAUCAAAAAAACUGUGACCCUUAAAAAGUGACCGCUGCCGCGCCGCGAUGGUAACACCAAAAAGGCUAACGUACCGCUACGGCUCCACGGUGAGUAAAACAGAAAGCCUACCGUGACGCUGCCGUACCGCUCCCAAAACUAGCAAUGUCACAACCGCGCCGCUGCCGCAAUGAUUUUCAGAAUAAUGAUGUGAAUUUUACGACCUGUGACGUUCAGAACCAGAACUUUUCUCACCAAUCGAUAAGACUCGUUGAAUCUCACAGUUCUGCCCUUGCAAAUGCUGAAUUUCUGUUGAAAUUCAUGCAUUUUUGCAUUUUUCUCCGGAAAAAAAUCUACCGCUACCGCACCGCACCGCGAUGGACAUCUCUGCCUUAGUCACAAUUAAUUACUGUAACAAUAUACGACAAAAACUGUCAAAAUUCAAUACUUUCAGUUUAUGAUAAUUUUUUUUUCUUAUAACUCAAAUCUAUCUAGUCUUAAAAGCUUAGAAUAAGCUGGAACUCAACUCUUAUUUCAAGAUAUUCGUAGUUCAUGAGCAUGACAUAAUGUACGCAGUGUUGAGUCAAAAAGCAGUAAACAUUGAUUGAUAUCUUGAAUUUAGCUCUAUUUAAAUUAUAUGUCCUAUGCAAGAAAAUAAAUGUAUUCAUGAAAAUAGAGUUUUGAAUGAUUUAACAGAAAACUGGUAAAUGAACAAUGCAAUAAUUCUCAUUUUUAAUCAGAUUGUUUUGUGGAUUAUUGAAUAAUAGAUGAAUGAAAAACUAGUUGUAGCUUCUUCUCCUUGAAAUCCUCUUAGCUUCGAUGUGGUUGAAGAAAUCUAAGUGAAAUACAAAUACAUGCAUUCUCGAGAAUGUGUUAGUUCGGCAUCUUCAUACAAUGAAUAAUUUUAAUUUUUCACAAAGCAAAACACUUAUGAUUUAUCAUUGAUGCGAGGUUUAACAAAAAAUCAUGAUAUGACAACCAUCCAUAUAACAUACUAAUAGGAAUACUUAUUCAAAAGAGGAAAACACUGGUUUCGGUCAAGUUUUAAAGAAAUAGAACAGCAAAUAUGAACAACAUAAACUGGCCUAGUCUAUGAUUUAAAAAGUUAAGCAGAAAAUGUUUACUAGAUUUUCGAGAUUGGUAAAAGACAACUGGUUCAAACCAAUUUUUUAUUAUUUUUUCCGACUUUAUACUCGGUUUUUCCUUCUGAAAUAACAUGAAACAUGCU
Molecule: messenger RNA, 3606 nt
Organism: Rotaria sp. Silwood2
Lineage: Eukaryota; Metazoa; Rotifera; Eurotatoria; Philodinida; Philodinidae
Source: the annotation of a GenBank genome assembly